GAACUACCCAAACACCACAAAUUCAGUUGGUUUUGGAAGAAGGAAGGAGAAGAGCAGAAGCGACCAGACAGACUAGCACCAACAAUGGCAGAAAACAAUCCCAGAAUCGGAACAACCACCAAUCGGGCGCUGGAAGCGGAUCCAGACAGUCCGAUCGAACCGGGUCUGGAAUUGGCCCAGUUCGGUGCCGGGUGCUUCUGGGGUGUGGAGCUGACCUUCCAGCGUGUGGAGGGUGUGGUGAAGACGGAGGUUGGCUACUCUCAGGGUCAUGUACCCGAUCCCAAUUACAAGCUCGUCUGCACCGGAACCACCAACCACUCUGAGGUGGUUCGGGUCCACUUCGACCCUUCUCUUUGCCCCUACACCAACCUCCUCUCUGUUUUCUGGGUUCGCCAUGACCCCACCACUCUCAAUCGCCAGGGUGGAGAUGUUGGCACACAGUACCGUUCAGGGAUAUACUAUUACAACGAGGAGCAGGCUCGUUUAGCACAAGAAUCAAUGGAAGCAAAGCAGAAGGAGUUUAAGGAUAACAAGAUCGUGACUGAAAUUCUUCCAGCAAAGACAUUUUACAGAGCAGAGGAGUACCACCAGCAAUAUUUGGAAAAAGGUGGAGGCCGAGGCUGUAAACAGUCGGCUUCAAAGGGCUGCAACGACCCCAUCCGAUGCUACGGUUGACAAAGUAUGUAAUUAAACCCAUUCAAAACUUGAUUCUGCUUAUCAUUUGGCAAUAUGGUUUUACUUUGUUCCGAGUCUUAGAUCUUGUAGACAUUUAAGACAUACAUCGGUUCUGUAUUUCUUGUUUUGUGUCCUUUUUUUUUUUUCAGCUUGUUUCGUAUCUUUACGUGUCAUGUCUACUAAUUAUAUGGUGACAUGAAUUGUUUAGUUUACAAACAAGAGCAUCGGAGUCUCGGCCUAAUGUGUAAUGUUAAAUGUCUACAAUUAAGGAGUUGCCACCUCCAAUAUGCCGUGCAUCUUAAUAUAUGUUUGUUUGAGAAAAAAACUUCGAAGAAAUUUGAUCAUUUCUGCUUUUAACUA
Molecule: messenger RNA, 1035 nt
Organism: Camellia sinensis
Lineage: Eukaryota; Viridiplantae; Streptophyta; Magnoliopsida; Ericales; Theaceae
Product: peptide methionine sulfoxide reductase
Biological process (GO): cellular response to oxidative stress
Cellular component (GO): cytoplasm
Molecular function (GO): peptide-methionine (S)-S-oxide reductase activity
Source: RefSeq, a predicted model, not a curated record